GUUACAAAGACAAAUUUUCAUUCAUAAAAAAUAUUUGUUCGUUUCACAUCGAGUGCCGUAUUUUGACAAAAGCUAUUUAAAGCUGUUUCGAUAUCAAUAACACAAUGCGAAUUCUACGUUCACAGUAUCUGAAAUAUAACGCACAGCAGGCACUGGAUGCCUCAACUGCAACUAAAACUACAGCAACGCUAACUGCUCAGACAAGACAAGAUGUGAAAUCUAUACAAACACUUACACAGACAACGCACACUACGGUAUGCCGCAGUUCGAUACUACCACUCAAGGAUAAUUUGAAAGCAACGCUUCAGGGACGCAAUUCCAGUAUUCCAUUUAAUAACGCAUCGGAGUUGACACCGGUUUUUCAAACGCCUUUGUCGGCUAUUGAAAAGGAUAAAAACGGCAAUUACCUAGAUGGAUCUGGAGGGCCAUUAUCUAUAAAGCAACGACGUCAGACGGUUGCUUGUGCCAGUGGUGACGAGCUUUUAAAAGAACAGGUGUUAAAAGGAUUAAAAAUUAGAUUGAUUAACACACCUUGCGAUCGAUAUACGCGCAUUAAUCUAGUCGUAAGAUUCUAUGAUGAAGGUGAUAUAUGGUAUACACAAUUCUAUCGUGGUUAUCAGAAUGUUUUGUGGUUGAAAAUACCACGUGAAAACGGCCACAAAAAGCAGCGGUGGUAUUUUAAGUGUGAGGUUUGCCAGAAAAAGUUGUGCUCUUUUUCUACGCUAAAGUCGCAUCUUAAUAUACACAUGGGCUUUUUUCCACAUCGCUGUGAAGAGUGUCCUAAACAAUAUCCUGCCAGGAGUACAUUACAGCGACAUAAGAAAACAAAACACGUAGACGUAGUUUAGAUGCAGUGACAAAGACAAUUGCUUAGUAAGCUGCUAUAACAAAGACAAUAAUAAUUGCUUACAAUUUGGACGAAAUAACUAGCUGAUUUAAGAAUAGGAAUGAGAGUGAAUAGUUUGGUUUUGUAAGUUUUAAGUUUACAGCGUAGUUUCUUUUGUAUGACAAUCACCAAGUGAACUAAAAUAAAACAAAAGUUAACAUAUUUUAAUACAUCACGAAACUGAACUUUUUCUUACAGAAAAUAAUGAAUAAAAAAUGAUUGUUUGUUAAUAA
Molecule: messenger RNA, 1119 nt
Organism: Anastrepha obliqua
Lineage: Eukaryota; Metazoa; Arthropoda; Insecta; Diptera; Tephritidae
Exons: 3
Coding region: 105-848 (247 amino acids)
Cellular component (GO): nucleus
Source: RefSeq, a predicted model, not a curated record